Messenger RNA from [Candida] anglica, 1752 nucleotides. NCBI's taxonomy places the organism in Eukaryota, Fungi, Ascomycota, Pichiomycetes, Serinales, Debaryomycetaceae. The record is from the annotation of a GenBank genome assembly.
AUGCUCUUGGAUAUACUCACCACUACUUGGGAUUACGUUGUCACCAACCCCAAACCAUCAAUCAUCAUUCUAUUGCUCUUACUAGGGGUCUAUCAUCUCGUGGUAUAUCCGUUGUUCUUAUCUCCAUUGAAAGAUAUCCCCGGUCCUUAUCAUUACCGACUCACCAAAUUAUUUGCCUUGAACGGCCAAAGAUCACAAACUUGGAUUCAAACCGUCUAUGAUCUCCACCGUCAAUAUGGAGACGUGGUAAUACUUUCCCCCUCCGAGAUCAGUGUCAAUGGAGAUUUCAAAUAUGUUCAAGACAUUUACGUGCGAAACUUCCCCAAACUGCCGUUUUAUGAAAACUUCCGUAACCAUGGCCAUAGAGAUAAUAUGUUUGCCUCCUUGGAGAAUGAUCGUCAUCUCUCCUAUAAGAAGCUCUUGACCCAAUUGUACCAAAAAUCCGCCAUUUUCAGCCCUCAAAACACCACAAGAGACAUGUUGGUGGAGAAAAUCUCGCAAUUGGUCGGCCAAGUCCGUCAAUCAAGUGUCUUGGGUACUCACCCGGACUUCAUUAAUGCCGAGCUGAAACAUAACGAGUAUGGUAAGGGUCAUGUAGAAGGAUCUGGAGCCUGGUUUGACCACUCAAAGGGCAAAAAUUUGGGCAUUGAUGUAUAUUCACUUUUCGCCAGUCUUGCCAUGGAUGCCGUCCUGGCGUUUGAAUUGGGGGUAGAGAAUGGUACCAACUUGUUAUUGCACCCUGAGGAUCGUCAUAUCAUUGUUUCUCACCGUCUCCAGGCCGGAAUGGGGUUCUGGACCACGCUAGCGCCACAAUGGUGGGAAUGGGCUGCCACUCCACAAAUCAUGGAAGCUCUGAAAAUUGUGGAAAAAUGGCAAUUGGAACUUUAUGCUGGAGCUGAAGCAAAUGUACCAAAACUUACCCAUGCCAACCAAAACCUUACCUCUUUAGAAACGUUGAAACUGCAUGGGUUUUACGGGAAGGACGCCUAUUCUUUCCUUUCAGACAACAUUUUCGCGGGGCAUGAAACCACCGCCAUCCAGCUCAGUUACCUCACUUAUGAACUUUCAAGACCUUGUAAUUGGGCGAUCCAGGAAAAGCUUUCCCAGGAGUUGAAGGACUACUUUGGUGAACCAACAGCUUCUACCACCGAAAUCUUAUCAGACUUGGAAACGAUUGACACUUUACCCUUUUUGGACGCUCUCUUCCAAGAGAAUCUUCGGGUCCAUGCCUCGAUCCCGGGUGCUGAACCACGUGUAGUAGACAAGCCAUACAAGGUGUUGAUUUCCUCGGAAAGGGCCGUGACACUCCCACGGGGAACUACCAUCUCCUGCCAGCCAUAUCUGAUCCAUCGGAACGAAGAUGUGUUCCCCAACCCAGACGAGUUUCUUCCAGACCGGUGGUUGCAACAUAAGGACGAGUCGGACUUUGAGUUCAAACAAAGAAUCAUCCGCCAACAACGGUACAUGAUGCCCUUUGGUAAGGGGAUCAGAAUGUGUCUUGGGAUGAACUUGGCCAUGAUCGAGAUGAAGAUGGCCAUGGCUAAUCUUUACUGGCGCUACAGCUCGCGCAUCAGUCCAGACUGGUGUGAGAUCACCAAGAGCUCGGACGCGUCUGUCAUCCCCUUGGGAGAAAGUAGACAGGGCAACAACACCACUGACGAAGAGAAGAUGUGCAUGGUUGACGCGUACACGAUGCGUCCACUCAAUGACGAGUGUUGGUUGAGAUGGUACGAUAGAAGAGAAGUAGAGUAG